AUUCACGUGACCGGAAACUCGGACUUUUGCGGAAGCUGUGCAAAUAUUUGCUAAAAUCUCAAAACAUUUCCCGGGAAAACGAAGUAAAACAAACUAACCAAGCGAGGGAAAGACGAGUAACCUUUCUUAAGUAGGUUAGCUUGCUACUUUUGGUUGUCUUUGAUCGCGUGUAGUGAUUCGCCUAUGAUGGUAUGCAGUCUGAAGCAAAGGAACCAGAGGAGGAUAGUUUAUGGGAGGAACCUCCUUCAGUGCUGUGGGGACUGGACCCAAUGUUCAACGCUUUCAACAGGCUCUAUGUCAAAGACAUCCUACAGAUGAGAGAGUCCUGUCAAGUGUCAGGGAUAUACUUCUACAACUCUCACCCGAUAUUUAAAGUUGAUGUGCUCGGGACUGUGGUGUACAAGCGAGAGCGAGAAGACUUCUUCUGUUACGGAGUUGAUGAUGGUACUGGUGUUAUAAACAGCCUUUGCUGGAAAGAUGAACAGUGGAGGGAUCAAGGUGACCCUGCWACAUGUAACAGCGCWCGUGGAGACUUCAACCCAGCCAACGAGCUGAAGAAACUACGGCAAGCCCAACACAGCAGCUCCCACCUGGAGAUAGGAGAACUGCUCAGGGUGCGAGGGCCCGUCAAGACCUCCAGGCAACAGCGAGAGAUAAUGGCCUCUACAUACUAUAAAGUGUCAGACCCGGUGAUGGCGGUCCAGAUAUCCUGGAUGAUGGAGGUUCCUCAGCUCUACAGACAGUGCUAUGAUAACCCAUUCCAUCUGGACAGCAGUGCACAGAACCCUAACAUUCAAGGUGGUUCUGCUUCCUACCUGCUUGGCAGAGCCACUCGUAUCCUGAAGGACUUCCUGAAAGAGAAAGAAGUCACCAGYUUCAGACCCUAUGAUGUCCAGGACCUUUUACAGCCUCUGGUCUCCAGACAACCUCAGAAGACAGCAUCAGAACAGGAGCCUGAGGCUGGUCCAUCAUCGGGUCCACCAACAUCUUUCAAACAGCUCAGGGAGCUACUCCAGAAGAGCCUUCAGAUCCUGCAGGACGAAGGCCUGGUGUUCCGCAAGGUCAAAUCUCAGGAUGAAGUCUACCAUGUAACGGAACGGGACAAGGAUCUUCUCAUGGCAAUCAGAGACAUUCUUCGGGAAGAUUGCAGACGAGAGAAAUAUGCGGAAAAGGGUUGCCACAUCCUGCACGUCCUGUCCAGUGUGAGACAGAGGUACAGUCGCAACGUGAGCAAGGCAGCCUUGGAGCUGGUCCUCAAAGCUCUGGAGUGUAAUAGUGACAUCAUCAGCACCAGCGACAGUCAUUACACUAUCCUCUGACGCUGACUUAGACAUUCUGGGACAUUCCACAAACUGUCUGAAAUGGAGGGAAACGGGGAGGUACCAUCCGACCUUGUCCAAUAAGAAACGCAUGUUUUUGUUUUCUGUUGGAAAAAUAUAUAUAACGUGUGCCCUAAUAAAUAUGACCCUUAAUAAAUUGGAUUAUUACUUAA
Salvelinus sp. IW2-2015 is the source of this 1492-nucleotide messenger RNA. NCBI's taxonomy places the organism in Eukaryota, Metazoa, Chordata, Actinopteri, Salmoniformes, Salmonidae. The record is from RefSeq and is a predicted model, not a curated record.